AGCCACGCUCAUUUCCGCGUGGAAGGAGAGUUGCUGUCCAUUAUCAGAGAAAAACAAGGAAACAUAGUCGUAUGUUGAUGUGAAUGAAAGCGGUUUACGUCAAGUCUGCAUUGCUGUUAAGUGCGUUUGAAUAGAUGGGCGAUCGGUUUUUAAACCAAUACAGCUCUUGCUUGUUCUCGCUUAUACUAGACGACAGAGUUACAGCAAGAAACGGAGAGGAUCCAUUGAGAUGUGCUGUCUCGUUCACAGCAAAGAACGUCUGCAUCCUGGCUCGUUGUGGUCAGUGUGCAACAUAAGAUACCAAACACUGGACUUUGAAGAAGCUGCUGGCUCAGCAGAAAUUAACUGCUUUCCGUUCUCUCCGUUUGUGUGGCUCUGGAAGACAGAUCGCUGGAGUUCAUGAGAUCCAGGCUGAGGCAGAGCCCAAGUCCUGCUAGUGACAGUAUGAGGCAGGUCAUGUUUGGAAUCCACCACAAUGCCCUGGCCUAUGCCAUGACCACGCUGGGUGCUGGUAUGAUGAACAGCAUUUUCAGCUUCUACUAUGUCAAGCUGUUUUUGAACAAGUACAAGAUCUCUGAGGGAGCAUUCCACCAAUCACAAGUUGUCUACAUGAUCUGGAAUGCAGUGAACGAUCCCUUAUUUGGAUACAUUCAGGACAACUCCAGAGUCCCCUGCUUUUCCAAACGGAGGCUGUCUAUUCUUUAUGGGGCUCCGUUCUAUGCACUGACCUUCCUCCUUGCCUGGUUUCCAUGGAGAUCGUACGAGGCAGGCGAUUGGCUGAGCGGAGUGCACCUCAUCGUGACCCUGUGUGCCUUCGAUGGCAUGCUGACCUUCGUUUUGCUGGCCCAGUGCGCUCUCUUUGCAGAAAUCUCGACCCAUCACGAGAACAGACUGACACUCAUCAAGUACAACCAGGUGGCCUCUCUGAUCGGCUCCUCCAGUGUCUUGUUCUGCGGACUGGUGUCAGAAAACAUGGAUAACUUUGCCAACUUCCAGAGCUUCGCGGUGGUGGUGGCACUGCUGGCUUGCACCUGCAUGCUCUACACGGGGUUCCAGAGUACGAGCCCAUAUGAUUGCCUGGCGUCAAAGGCCACCAACAAGGCCGGACAGAGAGACGGGGCGGCCCUGUCGUUGUCUUCAGUGUUCUGCAUGACCAAACAGAUCUUGACCCAAAAAGACUUUGUGCUUUUUGUCUCCAUGAACUUCUUCCAGGUCUUCCUCCUGGCUUUCUGCAACAACUUCACCAUGAUCUUCGCGGAGCAUCUCAUCCCCCAGAACGUCCUUCCUUCCUUUGUCAAGAGCAUCAUGUACGGAGCUGGGUUCAUCUGCCCGCAGCUCCUGGUUCUGAGCAGCCAGAACCUGCUGAGGACUCUGGGAUACUACAGAGUCAUCCUGUUCACCUUCUACGUGGAAGCUGGGGCUGCAGUCGUCAUGUUCAUUCUAGGGCCUCAACACUACUACAUCCUGGCAUUGUUUCUCACUGGAAACAUGGUGCUGAUCCAGGCUUCGUUUAGCCUGUUUAAUUUGCCUUUGGCUGACAUAAUUGAUGCCGACCUUUACAAGCACAAACGCAGCACUCCGCUGUCCUCAAUGGUGUUUGGCACCAAUGCCCUCUUCACCAAGCCUGCCCAGUCCCUGGCUCCUAUGCUCGUGGUCGGUAUACUGAACCAGGUUGGCUACGAGAAACUGAAGGACAUUGCUGCUGUUUCUGAUAAAGGUUCUUUGCAGGAGCUUCAUGAUGUCAUGUUUUAUUUGGUGUGCCUGGUGCCUGUAUGCGUUGCAGCUCUGCAGAUUUUGGCCUGGACUCCAUACUCAAUCCGGGAAAGCCACACAGUCGAUGCAAAAUACAUUGAGACUUAAAGACCGGGCACUGUGAGAGCACUGAGGACCAAGAGGAAGUCUGAUUUUGAUAACCACGGUCAAUAAAAAUAAAUAGUUUUUAAAGGGGGAAAAAAAAACUUUAUGGUGCUAUUUUUAAAUGUUCUUUGGAAUAUUGUAAUCGUUUCAUUUGUUGGUUGAUUGGUUGGUAAGAUAUGUCACUAUUGUAAUCUGAAACUAGGCCAUUAAGGUAAGAAGUAGGUCUAUAUUUUCAUUUUUAAAAAUAUAUAUUUCUAAAGAUUGUAGAGGUAACCGUUUUAUUCACCUUAUUUGUAGUUGCCAUCGAAACGCUUGACCUUAUUUGACACAUUUUUAAGAAGGUACCCUAUAUACACCCAGAGUGGCUGGAGAUUCACUUGCCAGUUUCGCACUACUUUAGUAGAAACCACAGAGCAAUGAGACAGAGGAGGCGGAGAUACUAGGCAAUGAAAAACAGCUCUCUCAGACUAACACUGUGGGUCAUUAGUCGGUAUCUGUCACCAGCACCUAGUGAUAGGACUGCAUUGACCUGCUCAUGGACCUCGCUCUUUAUUUUUCUAUCAUACUUUUUGUCGCUAAUUUAUUUUUUUCUUCUUUCUAUUCAAAAUAAAUAAAACAUUAAAUGCUCAAUUAUAAAAGUACACUUAUAAAAGUUAAAAGUCAUUUGUGGUUACUUACACCUGACGUGUUAUUGUUCUGUCCCUGCAUAACCUUCCUUCCAAUCUACCUGUCUUAUUUAACCCCUGUGAUAUUCUUGAAAUGUAUUUGUUUACGACUGUAAGUCGCCCUGGAUAAGGGCGUCUGCUAAGAAAUAAAUAAUAAUAAUAAUUCUGUAUGUACGUCUGUA
Molecule: messenger RNA, 2704 nt
Organism: Acipenser ruthenus (sterlet)
Lineage: Eukaryota; Metazoa; Chordata; Actinopteri; Acipenseriformes; Acipenseridae
Product: transmembrane protein 180-like
Exons: 9
Coding region: 400-1860 (486 amino acids)
Source: RefSeq, a predicted model, not a curated record